UGACUGUCACAUAAAACUGUCAUAAUUGUCAUAUUGUUAAUUUGUUCAUGAGAAAAUCGAACAAGAAUUUUAUUUGGGAACAAAUGGAAACAAUAUUCUAAUUAUAAAAUACUAUACGAGUCAGAAUUGCGCAAUUGUUGACUAAUUUUGCCAAAAUAGUAUGACGCGCGCGAGAAACACUUAAUUUGUGAUCAAUAGUCGUAUAGUCGUCAUAACACAGUUGAACCUUCUUUUUCGUGGAUGUAAAUUAACUGAAGUCACGUCCUCAUCGACCAUGCACGAUGUUGGAGGGCCUAGUAGCUUGGGUUUUGAACAAUUAUCUCGGCAAAUAUGUCGAAAAUUUGAACACAGAUCAGCUAAGCGUGGCCCUGCUCUCAGGGAAAGUGGAACUCGAGAAUCUACCUUUGAAGAAGGAUGCAUUGAGACACUUGGGUUUACCGGUGGAGGUGAAGGCUGGGUUCAUUGGCAAAGUGCAGCUGCAAGUGCCGGUGCGGCAGAUCCGCUCUGCUCCUUGGCUUAUAGCCAUAGAGAAGCUCUAUGUAGUUGCAGCUCCGGUCAAUUUGGAUGAGUGGGACGCGGAGGUGGAGGCGAGCAUCGCGCACGAGCGCAAGGUGUCGUUGCUGGAGGCGCUGGAGGCGGAAUGGCGCGUGCAGCACGAGGCCGCCGACGCCGGCUACUACGCCACGUCAUACUCCUCCUGGCUCAGCUACGGCACCGGCCUGCUCGCCAACAUCGUCGAGAACCUACAGUUGAAGCUAAACGACGUGCACAUACGUUUCGAGGACGCGAUAACCUGCUCGCCCCAGGCGUUCGCGUGCGGGCUGACGGCGGAGGCGCUGUCGGCGGAGUCGUGCGACGCGGAGUGGCGGCGCGGGUUCACGCUGCUGCCCGACCCCGACGGCUGCUCCUUCAAGCUGCUCGAGCUGCAGAAGCUAGCCGUCUACUGGGACCCCAUGCCGGGGCCCGCCGCCAUGUUCGCCAACUGCACCAUCAACGAGCUUACGGAGCGCAUGGCGCAGACGUGGAAGGCUACGCACCGCUACCUGUUGGAGCCGGCGUCGGCCACGGCCCGCGUGCGGCGCGAGCGCACCGCGCAGCCGCUGCGCUCGCGCACGCGGCCCAGGCUCACCGCGCACCUCACGCUGCACACCGUCGCCCUCAAUCUCAACUCGCGGCAGUACAGCGAGGCGGUGGGGUGCGCGCUGGGCCUGGAGCAGGUGGCCAAGCUGCGCGAGUUCCGCGCGCUGCGCCCCGCCGCGCCCGUCAAGGGCCACGCGAGGGAGUGGUGGAUCUACGCGCUCAAGUGUCACACGCACCACUACCACUUCACGGAGCCGCGGCCGACGUGGGCGUCGUGCGCGGCGGCGGGCCGCGAGGCGCGCGCGUACGUGGACACGUGCCUGUUCGUGCUGGCCAACCCCGCCGCCACGCUGCCCGCCGCCGCCAAGCGGGCCAAGGACGAGUACGAGUGGCGCAUGCCGCUGCACAUCCUCAAGGCGCUUAGAGAGGUGGCGAUGCGCAAAGUGCCGGCGGCGACGCCAGUCGCGAUGUCGGAGCAGCCGGCGCCGUCGGGGCGCAGCAUGCUGGUGCACUGGUUCCCGCAGUGGUGGGGCUGGUACGGCCAGCCGCCCCACCAGCCCCACCAGCCGCCGGCCCCCGCUCCCGAGCCCCCGCCCGCGCCCGACCUCGAGGAGGAGAUCCUCGACGUCAUCGCAGACAGUCUGGAGAAUAACACGCUCUUGAAGAGGGACACUGUCUUCGGCAAGUUCGAGUUUGUCCUCAGCAAGGGCUGUCUGAAUCUGAGCACUGAAGUGGACGAGGCUGAACACAUAAAUGGCGGCACGGAACAUGGCGGGUCAGAAUGUCCGGGCACGGACGCGGGCGUGGAGCUGCAGUUCAGCAGCGUGUGUGUGCGGCUGGAGUCGCGGCCGCGCGCAUCCUCGCUGCUGCUGGCCGUGUCGCUCGGCGCCGUCUGCCUGCGCGAGCGCAUCACGCCCAACACGCUCUUCCCCGUGCUCAUCGCGCCGCAGGGCAUGAUCCGCGAGGGCCUGAGCGCCAUGAACCCCUCGGCCGCGGCCAUGUCGUGGUGCCGCGCGCAGGCUGCGCCGGCGCCGGCGCCGCCCGACGACCACGAGCCGCUUUUCCAGCUCACUUACGAGAAGAAACCUUUCGGACUCAACUGCGAUUAUAAGCUGUGGGUGAAGUCCCAGUCGCUGGAGGUGGUGUGGUGCGCGGCGGCGGCCCGCUGGGCGCUGGGCUUCGCGCGCGGCGCGUGGGGCGCGGCGUGGGCGCGGCCACGGCUCGCCAUGUCCUCCGUGCGCGACCACACGCGCCAGCGGCUCAUCACGCACAUCGAGCACAUGAUGCACCCGCACCCUGGCGAGCGUCGUUCGUGGCAAGUGGAACUGGACAUCUCGGCGCCGCAGAUCUUGUUCGUGGAGGAGCUGUGCGACCGCGAGGCGUCCGUGCUGGUGGUGGACUUCGGCCGGCUGCGGCUCUGCAACGUGCCUGCUGACGGCGGGGGAGAUGAUGCCGCAGCUGCAGGAGCGGCCGUAAUAAGCACGGAGGAGGACGAGGAGCUGUUCAUGACUCCGUGCUCGACGCCGCCCGCGUCGCUGCUGUCGCCGGCCGACCCGCCGCUCUACCCCGCUGCGCACGCGCCGCUCGAUGCUGCCAACCUGCACACACGCCUCUAUGACAGAUACAAGAUAGAGCUGAGCGACCUGCAGAUCCUGGUGGGCCGGGCUCGAGACAACUGGAAAUACGCACACACCAAGACCACGUCUUCGCUGCAUUUGCUCGACAGAUUCAGUAUAUCACUACAAGCGGAGCGGCGCGUGGUGCACACGAGCGACCCGCAGUACCCGACGGCCACGCUGUGCGGCUCGCUGCCCGCCCUCGUGGUGCACCUCAGCGAGCAGAAGCUGCUGGCCGUGCGCGCUGUCAUCGCCAGCUCCGCGCUCAUCGCCGACCCCGCCUGGAAGGAGCAGCAGCCGGGCACAGAACGCACGAACGUGGCGGAGGAGGACGCGAGCUGCAGCUCGGACACGCCGCGAUCCGAGCACUCGGCGCACCACCACGCCACUCUGCUCAUGCUGCAGUUCCACAUCGACCAGAUGUCCCUCGAGGUGCAGUCCCGCGGGCGCAGCAUAGCGGAGGUGCAGGUGUGCGGCGUGAAGGCGGCGCUGACGGCGCGGCCGCUGGACGUGUCGCUGUCGCUGUCCGUGCACAGCCUGCUGCUGGUGGACGCGCUGCAGACGUACGGGCCCGACUUCGAACUGCUCGUCGCCAGCCACAAACAUGUCGGCAUGGACACAGCGUCGGGCAGUAUCCGGGACUCGGAGCCGACGUCGCCGACGUCGCCCACGUCGCCCGCGUCGCCCGUGCCGGCCGCGCACGCGCACGCGCACCCGCACGCGCUGCACCAGGCGCUAUACUCGCUGCAUCAUGGAGAUACGCACAAAGCUGGUAUGCCCGAUCCCGAACGGCUAAGCCCAGGUCCAAGUUGGACAACGGGUAACACAUGGAACACGAGUAGUACGAUGCCGGGAGCUAUUUGGGGCAACAUGGGGUCCGCUUGGGGUACCACGUGGGGGCCUGCCGGCAGUAAUUGGGGGCCUUCUGGGCCUACUGGUAGUAGCUGGAAUUACCCUGGCGCAGGUGCUGGCGGCGCCGGCUGGGGCGCCGCUGGGCUCGUAGACUCGGAGGCGCUCAUCGCUGUCGAACUCUGUCUCGUCAAAGGGGAAGGGGACUCCGAAGAUCUCAGGAUCGCCAAUAUAUUGUUCAACAAUCUUGAUAUUAUUGCAAAUCAAGAGACCAUAGUGGAGCUGAUCGGGUUUACACAGCGAGUGCUGGGUACUAAGUCUGCCCCGAAGAAAGUGCCAUCAGACAUCGCGUUGGAAGCACGUGCUACAUUCGCGCAGCAAGCGCCGGCCGCCGAGGAAGAAUUUAAGAAGGAGACGCGAACGGAGAUCACAUUUGACUUCCACCGGCUGGGCGUGCUACUGCUGCGCGCGGCCGUGCUGGACGGCACCGUGGUUGCUAAGAAGAUCGCCACCGCUACGCUCGGAGAGGCCAAGAUACAGGCCACUAUCGGCGGCGGCGUGGUGUCGGCGGCGGGCUCGCUGGGCGGCGUGCAGGUGGUGUCGCUAUGCGAGGGCGCCGGCGUGCACUCGCGCGUGCUGGCCGCCGGACACCAGCAGCACCAGCCGCACCAGCCGCACGACCACGACCACCAUGACGGUGACAAAGCUCUGCUGUUUACGAUACAUCGCACUGUGCACGCCGCGCAGGAUGGCAACGCGCCAGUGGUGGAGGCGAAGGUGUCGAUGCACGUGGCGAGUGUGUGGUAUACGCACUCGGGCCCGCUGCUGCGCGAGCUGCAGUCCUGCCUUACCGAGUUCAAGCAGUACCUCGCCAACCUGGCGCGCUCCAUCCGCGCCGCCGCCGCCGACAUGGCCAUCGGACUCGUGCAUCCAAGGGGCGAGUCGUUGUACGCAAACCCGAAGCUGUCGCAGUCGAUGGAGGGUGUGUCCCCGCGCCGUCGCACCACCAGCAUGGGCUGCUCGCUGGAUGACCCGCCCGACCUCACCGCAGACAACAUCGUGCUCAGCGUGUCAGUGGAGCUGGAGUCACCAGUGGUGGUGGUGCCGCGCGCCGCCAUGUCCACACAGGUGUUCGUGGCGCACCUGGGCCGCAUGAGUCUCAACAACCGCCCCGGACCGCCCACGCACACUUCAUAUCGCGUGCGCGUCAGGGACAUCUCACUCGCCUCGCUGGACGUGGGCGAGAAGCUCCGUAGCGCGGGCGGUGGCGGCGCGGGCGCGCUGGAGAGCAUGGAGGACAUCUACGAUGUGUCGCGCGGCAAACCCGUGCUGCACAACACCGCGCUGCAGCUCGCCGCCGCCUACAGGCCCGGGGACCACGACGACAGCACCGUGUGCGAGGUGACGGGUAAGAUAGUGGGCGGCUUGCACGUGUCAGCGCGGCGCGAGCAGUACGAGCAGCUGCUGGAGACGCUGCGCUGGAUCAGCAGCACGGCGGACGCGGCCGACGCUGCUGCCGCGCCGCCUGCCGCCGACCAGGCAACGCUGGUGGAGCCGGCGGUACCGACGCUGCGGCUGGACCCGCAGCUGCGUGCCGCCGUGCUGGCCGUGCCGCCGCCGCAGCCGCAGCGGGACACGCACGCGCACGCGCGAUCCUUCACGCCGCUUACUGUGGUGUUUGAACUGCCGAUGUUCACGCUGGAGCUGCGCGCGGACCUGGGUCACGGCGAACGUAGCCUAGUGCAGCUGGCCUUCCGCGAGUUCACGCUGCGACAUCAGCGCACGCAUGCGCACGAAACUAUGCUGCAGGUGUCGCUGCACUCGGUGACGAUGGAAGACCUAACCAAGGACCCGGAGUCGAAGCACCGGUUGCUGAUGAUGUCGCACACGCCUCAGGUGCCGCCCAAGGCCGUGUAUGUGUCCAAGUCGUGCCCCGACUUCGUGACGGAGUUCCCCUCCGCCGCUACUGCCGACGACAUGGCCAGCAUCAGCUCGCUGCAAUACACCAAGCAUAACUCCUGCUCUCUGCCCAGCCAGCUCAACGUCGCUGAUAGACAGCAGCAGUUGAGGCGUAACAAGCGCGACAGCAAGUGCGGGCUCACCCCGCCGUGCUCGCCGGAGCCGAGCAGCGCGACCCCGCACGCGGCCGACGGCGACCUUGCUGCCGACGACAACCUGGUCUGGGUCAACGUGCACACCCGGGACCCCGACCAUCCGCUCUUCGAGGAGAAGUAUAAUAAGGUGUCAAAGCUGACGAAAGUGGACUUCAACUGCCUGAAUCUGGUGGUGAACAUCGAUAGCUGGGUGGCCGUGCUCGACUUCUUCGGCGUGGCCGGCGACGACUUGCCCGACGGUGCCCAGGGGGACGGCCCGCAGCCGCAACAAACUGCAACGCAAGUGCCUGCCGUGGAGAGCGGCACGACAGAGAUGGAAACGACGAUCCGUUCGCUGGCGGUGGUGGUGGUGACGGCGCGCGGCGAGGCGUGCCGCGCGCUGGUGUCGCGCGUGUGGCUGCGCUCGCGGCUGCACGCGGCGGGCGCGGGCGCGGGCGCGGGCGCGGGCCCCGCGCGCACGCUGCACGCGCGCCUGGGCGCGCUGGCGCUGACCGACCUCACGCCGCAUGCGCCGCUGUGGCGCGACCGCCUGCGCACCACCACCGACCACGCGCUGCAGUUCACGUACCGCCGCCUGGCCCCCGCCGACGCCGCCGUCGCCGGGCACGACACCAGCUUGCACAUCGACAUGGGGCCCGUCACCUACGUGCACACGAAACGCUUCGUGCAGGAGCUGCAGGCUUUCGCCAGGGACUUCAGUCUGCUGCGACGGGUUAUUCUACAAGCUAGGCUAAAGGUAUCGUCGGUAGGCGGCGCCGCGGCGGGCGGCGGGCGCGCGGCCCGCACGUCGCUGCGCGUGCGCUGCCGCGCGCCCGUGAUCGUGCUGCCCGUGUCGGGCCGCGCCCGCGCCGCGCUGCUGGCCGAGCUCACGCACCUGCACGUCGACAACUGCUUCAAGCAGGCCGGCGAUCCGGGCACCGCCAGCACCAUGACCGAUCCUAAUGCGAGUGUCCGAGAAACGCUGGACGUGCGCGUGGUACAGCUGGCAGGGCUGUCGCUGUGGUGCGCGCGCGGCGGGCGCGGCGGGCGCGGGCUGCGCGUGCGCCGCGCCGGCCCGCCGCUGCUGCCCGCGCCGCAGGGGCUGGCGCUCACCGUGGAGCACAACAUGAGCGCCACACACAACGUCCCGGACAUGACGAUCCAAGGCACGCUGACGACGCUGCAGUGUGCGCUGGACCCGUCGCAGUACCGGCUGGUGCGCGGCGUGCUGGCGCACAACCUGGGCGAGUGUGUGGACGACCUGCUGCCGCCGCCCGCCGCGCACCAGCCGCUACCACACCACCGACAGGUGUGGACGACGUCAUCGCUGAAGCUGGACCUGCAGGACGUGACGAUGAAGCUGGAGCCGGUGCACGGCGUGUCCUCGCUGGCCUGCAUCAACUUCAUCAAGUCGCGGUUGCUCGUCGAGACCUACUCCGACCUCAGCCAGGACAUCGACCUCGUUUCGCAGGAAAUCCUGGUAUCCGACACGCGAUACUCGGGCGAGCCGGCCAACCGGCGCGGCAACGUGUUCAGCCACAUCGUGCAGCCCAUGCCCGAUCACCCGCACAGCGUGCAGGCAGAGUUGCAUGCACGUAAGCGUCGCGAGUCGUCAGCGUACACGAUUCUGGUGAACAACAUGCGUCUGAUGGCCGUCCUGGACUGGUGGGAGGCGGCGCACCAGUUCCUCAUGCAGCCACCGCCACCGCCCGCCGACGCCGAUCAGCCGCCGCUAGAGGAGCCAUUCGGCGCGUGCCGGCCGACGGCGGUGGCGGACGACCCCGGCCAGAUGGAGCUGAAGCUGAACGUGACGGACUCGCAGCUGGUGCUCGUUGAGGACGCGUCCGUGUGGGACACCAACGCCGUCAUACUCAAGAGCACAACAGUGAUAACGUACCGUGCAGCGGAUUCGCUGAAACCGGUAUCGUGCUCGCUGAACGAGCUGGAGGUGUUCUCGUGCGUGCUGGGGCUGGAGGAAGAGACGGCGCUAUCCAUCGUGGACCCUGCCGCGCUGCACGUGGCGCUGCACGCGGACCACGUGCUGCACGUGGACAUGGGCACGCUGAACCUGCGGCUGUCGUACCAUGACAUGCGCAUGUUUGCCGCCAUGCUGCAGUCGCUGCCUGUGCAGGCGCGCGUCGCCUUGUCUGGCGGGCCAGCGUCGGAGGCGGCGGCGGGCGCGCCCGCCAACAGCUCGCACAUGCGGCCGCGCCUGUACCCGCCGCACGCGCCGCACGCGCCGCGCUGGGCGCGCGCGCCGCUGUUGCCGCCGCAGCCCAAGCCCAAGCCCAACCCUAUCUUCCCGCUCCGAGCUGUGCAGGUGAAUGCGGAGUGUAUAACGCUGUGCGUGAUCGACGACUGCCUGGACUCGGACGUGCCACUGCUGGAGGUGUCUCUGAGUGAACUGCAGGUUGAACAGGAUCUGCGCAAAGUCGAAGAAGCAUUUGAGGACCCGCUCCUCGUGUCAACCCCGUGCGGCGCGGCGGGCGCGGUGGGCGCAGUGAGCACAGCGACGAAGCGCGCAGGCGCAGGCGGCGGGCGGCUGGCCGGCGCGCUGAGUGCCGAUUACUACAACCGCACGCUGUCCGGCUGGGAGCCCGUCGUCGAGCCCUGGAAGUUCGAGACGAGCUGGGAGUACACACUGACCAGCGGGCUGUCGCUGGGCCGCAUGCAGGUGGAGGUAACGUCACAGGAGGUGCUUAACACCAACGUGACGUCAUCGCUCAUCGAGCUUUGCCAGCUCGUGCGCGCCAACUGGACCGCCGACUACUACGCGCCACAGGCGUCAAACUCGCAGGAGCAGUCCCCGAAGGGAAGCCCCGCUGGUCACCGUAGACGGUCACCGUUCGUGCCGUACGCGCUGCGGAACCACACCGGACAUCGACUUUGGUUCACCACACUGCUCACAACAUCUGAUGUAUUGCAUGAGGGCAGCGCGGGCGCGUGGUGCGGGCCGGACGACUCGUGGGUGGCGGUGCGCGCGGGCGACACGGAGCCCUUCUCGUUUGGGUCGCGGCGGGCGCGCGCGCGCCACGCGCCCGCCGACGCGCACCCGUCGGCGCACGCGCCCGCGCCGCUGCACCGCCUGGCGCUGCGGCUGGACGGCUGGGCGCCGCCCGACCCCGUCUGCGUGGACCGCGUCGGCGUCUACUUCCGGCACCUCACGCAUACCAAGACGGGUGCGGAGGCGCGCAUAGUGUUCGAGGUAUCGCUGGAGGGCUCGGCGCGCAAGCUGGUGACGGUGCGCUCGGCGCUGCAGCUAAUCAACAAGCUGCCGCACCCCGUCGAGGUGCGCGUCGACCACGCGCCCAACACAGCGCAAUGGUCGAGCAGCGGGUCCCGCGCGGCGGCGGUGGGCGCCGGCGGGGCGUGGGCGGCGCCGCUGGGCGCGAGUUCGGGCGCGCUGUGGGUGCGGCCGCUGCUGCGGCACGCACUGCCCGCCGCGCCCGCCGCGCUCGACUGGAGGCUGGCGCCUGCGCUGCUGCAUGCCGAGUGCCGCGCGCCGCCCGACACCUCCUACAGAUUCUGUUGCGUGGUGAUCCGCGAGCAGUUCCCCCCGGAGCGGUCGAGCGUGCCGAUCGCGGGGCACACGCUGACGCUGGUGCCGGCGCUGCGGCUGGAGAACCUGCUGCCGCUCGAGCUCACGUACCGCGCCGCCGCGCCCGACGACGCCGCCGCGCCCAGGGCGCUCGGCGCGCUGCCGCCCGGGGACACGCAGCCCUUCCAUGAGGUGAACGUGGAAGAGGGCGUCGAGCUGUCAGUGAAGCUGGAAGGGUUCGGGUGGUCGUCGCCGCUGAGCGUGGGCGGCGCGGGCGCGGCCAACUCGUUCAGCGCACGGCUCAAGCUGCGGGACACACGGGGGAGGCGGCUCUACCUCAACGCGCGCGUCACCAUCAAGAAGACUGACGGCAUCAAGGUGUCGAUAUCGGCGGCGUACUGGCUGGUGAACCGCACGGGGCUGCCGCUGGUGUUCCGCGCGGAGGGCGGCGCCGGCGAGGCGGCGGGGCAGUUCGACGAGCACGAGGUGGCGCGCAUGGUGGCGCCGCUGCUCUUCUCCUUCGCGGAGGCCGACGGCGGGCCCACUGUGGCCGCACGACUGGGCCGCGGCGUCGCCGCUAACCCUGAGUGGUGCUCCCCGUUCGGGCUGGGCCCGGGCGUGGCGGUGAAGCGGCUGGAGGCGCGCGGCCUGGAGCGCGUGUACCUGGCGGGCGUGUGCGCGCGCGCCGGCCGCGGCCGCUACCGCCACACCAACAUCGUGACGCUGGCGCCGCGCUACCAGCUGCACAACAACACCACGCACCAUCUGCAGUUCGCGCAGAAGUGCACCGCCACCACCCUCAACGACCCGGGCGCGAUGGCGACGCACGUGUCGGCGGUGUCGGGCUGCUACCUGCCGUGGCACUGGGCGCGCCACGAGCGCGAGCAGCUGCUGUGCGUGCGGCUGCUGGGGCCGGCGCCCGCGCACGCUCAGCCCGCCCCGCCCGCGCAUGCGCAGCCCACCCCGCCCGCGCCGCGCACCGCCUGGUCCGGCGGCUUCCGUAUCGACUCGCCGCGCACGCUGCACAUCGCGUGCAGGGAGGUGGGCGGGUCGACGUACCAGUUCGUGCGCGUGGAGGUGGUGCUGCAGGGCUGCACGCUGUUCGUGGUGCUGAGCGACGGGGACUGCGCGCCCGCGCCGUUGCGCAUCGACAACUACUCCGCCGUCGCCAUCAUGUUCCACCAGGUGGGGUGCGCGGAGGAGUGCGUGGUGGGCGCGCACGCGGCGUCGCGCUGGGCGCUGCCGGAGCCCGAGGGGGCGCCGGCGCUGGCGCUGCGGGCGCCCGGCGGCCCGCGGACCACGCUGCCGCUCGACAAGCUGCCGGCGCACCACCACCUGCUCUACCAGAACUUCAUCUACAUCGUCUUCACGCACACCACCACCAGGGACUUCGUAACGUCAGCGACAGCCAAAUCAGCAUCCAACUCUGCCACGGAAGACGACGGUGCCCUCGUACUGGAAGUGCCACUCAACUCGACGCGGGUUGUACUCGGACGGAAACGAUACGGCGACAGAUCUCAGUUAUGGAGACGAGGCCCCAACGACCAGCUGAUCCACGAAGGCAGCUCGCCCCCGCAGCCGACUGACGCGCUACUGUCUGACGACACGGCGCUCUCGCCGCAUUCUAUGGUGCUGGACAUCGAGGACGCGGCCCCGCGGCCGGGGCGCGCGGCGGCGCUGCAGCUGCGGCGCGCGGACGGGCGGCGCGCCAGCACGCAGGCGUGGCGCCUGCUGCCGCCCGGCCGCAUGGCCUGCGCGCACGCCAACCUCUGCGUGCAGCCCGACGGCGGGCUCAUGGCGCUCACGCCCGGUAGCCGCGUGGUGCUGGGCCUGCCGGAGUCGCGCGGCGGCGGGGCGGGGCGCGCGGUGCCGGCCGAGCAGGCCGUGUCGUGGCAGACGCUGCGGCCCGGCUCCGGCCGCCUCGACGUCGCGCUCACCGCCGACGGACCCACGCGCGUCGUGCGCAUACACGACCACAAGGAACCCGAGUCGGGCUGGAUCGAGGGCGAAGAAGAGGAAGAGAAGGAUGGCUCGAACUGGGGUGGGUGGGGCGAGUGGGGGGUGCGUGUGAGCUUAGCGGGCGUGGGAGUGUCCCUGGUGGCGCGAGCGCCGGCCGCCGAGCUGGUGCACGCGCGCCUGGCGGGGCUCAGCCUCGAGCUGCAGGCCGCGCCCGCCUCCGCGCGCCUCGCUCUUAUAGUGCACCACAUGCAGUGGGACAACCAGCUGCUAGGAACAGCGAGCCCGGUGCUGCUGUACUGUCUGCCGGAGCGAGGCGGCGCGGCGCUGCCGGCGCUGCACGCGGCAGCCGAGCUCAUGCGCACGCGCAACAACCGCUACAACGCGCAUCUCUUCCGGCACCUCAUCAUCGCGCUGCGACCGCUCGCCAUCCGCCUCGAGGAGAGACUGAUCCUGAAGCUGUGGUCGUGGGCGGCGCCGCCGGCGGAGGACCCGGCGCGCGAGGCACCCGACGAGGCGGAGUACGAGGCGCGCCGCGUGCUCGACGAGCUCACCGCACUACACGCGACUAGACUAUACUUCGCGCUCAUCAAGAUCAUACCCAGCCAGAUCCGGCUGUCGAUGUGCACAGCCAACAAGCUGGAGCCGGGGCUGGCGUCGCUCAAGCGCCGACUUGGGCUGACGCUCAUCCGCUUCGAAGACGCGUGCGUGGAGCUCGAGCCCUUCGUGCGCGCGCACCCCUUCGAGACGCCCGCCUGCCUCGCCCGCCAGUUGCUCAAACACUUCAAGGACGAGCUCAAGUGGCAGGCGGCGAAGAUCCUGGGCUCAGUGGACUUCUUAGGCAACCCGCUGGGUUUCGUGGCGGAUGUGUCGGAGGGUGUGUCCGGCUUCUUCCUCGAGGGUAACGUCUCCGCGCUGCUCAAGAACGUCACACACGGCAUCUCCAACUCCGCCGCCAAGGUCACAGAGUCCCUGGGCGACGGUCUGGAGCGCGUGGUGGGCGACGAGGCGCACGAGGAGACGCGGCGGCGCAUACGCAGCGCGGCCGCCGGCGCGCAUCUAGCCGCCGGGAUACGGGGGUUCGGGCUCGGGAUACUCGGCGGCAUGACGUCGCUGGUGAAGCACAGCUACGAGGGCGCGACGCAGGAGGGGCUGCCGGGCUUCCUGGCCGGCGUGGGCAAGGGGCUGGUGGGCACCGUCACCAAGCCCGUCAUAGGGGUGCUCGACCUCGCCGCCGAGACCGCCUCCGCGCUCCGGGACACCAGCCGCAGGUCGGACAAGUGGGUGCCGGCGCGGGUGCGCGCGCCGCGCUGCGGGGCGGGCGCGGGCGGGCUGCUGCCGCGCUACUGCGCCGCGCAGGCGGCCGGCGCCGCGCUGCUGCACGCGCUCAACGGCGCCGACUACGCCGAGCUGUUCCUCGCCUACCGCACCGUGCGCGGCACGCCGCACGACAUCCGCGCGCUGCUCUCCACCACCUACCUGCGCAUCUUCACCUGCAAGCACCACCAGCCGCAGAUCGUCAUGGAGACGCACCUCAGCAACCUGGUGUCGUGCGUGGCGGUGUCGUCGGAGGGCGCGCACUACGUGGAGCUGGGCGUGCGCGGGGGCGGCGGGGGCGGGGGCGCGGGCGGCGCGGAGGCGGUGCGGCGGCCGCGCGUGCAGUGCGACAGCGCCGAGCUGGCGGGCUGGGUGGCCAAGCACGCGGCCUACGCGCGCCAGCUCUACCACGAGCAGGUGCACACGCUGCUGCCGCACACCGACCUCUAACACCGACUACACCACGACCUAUGUGACUUACCGUUAACGUAUCUUCUUCGUUCGCAUAACGUGCGGAACGAGAGUGUCUUCGACGAGCAGUAAAAGGAGGGGAGGGGAGUUGUCACACGCAGGCGUUUCUUUCUGCCGUAGUAUUUAGUCCUUUUACACAUUUGUAUCCUAUUAACUCUUUGUAUCCUAGCGACUGAUCUUGUAACUUAAGCUAUAGUGCUUACCGGUUUCUAGAUAGUUAAUAAUAGAAAUAACAAAGAGAAAGGUGUCUACAAAUACAUACUGCCAUGGCUUUUUUUGUGACCUUUUUUGUUGAUCCAAAUUAACUAUUUUAACCGGUGAGGCGCUUCCGUGUCGAGUCAACAUAGUAAUGAACUGAAUAAUUUAUAAAACACCUGUUGUUGUACGUGUAAUAUAUCAAAUGAAACGUACUGACUUUGAAAAGACGAAAACGCAUAUCAAUGCAAUAAUUUAUGUUGUUCAGCUGUGUUCAACCGAGUCGUAAUAUUAAUAAAGUGUACCUACGUAGUUAGUAAUGUUCAUGGUAUUUGUAUACUGCCUACAGCUGGACGCGCGCGUCCGGGGACCUUUGUAAAUAUCCUCCCUUGUAUUUACUAUCUCAUAUUAGACGACGUGUGCUCGAAAAUAAGGUACAACUCGAUAUAAACUUAGUUUUGUUGUUAGUUUGAGUAAUCUGUCGUGUGCCCGCGUGGAUGAACGUAACUAGUUUAUAUGUCAAUAUUAUAAGAGUAAUAUUAAUUUCCAUUAGUGAUAUUAUUAAAGGAGGAUGAUGAAUUUUAAGUUUUACUGUGCAGAAUUGUACGUGGACUGGCUUGUGAGAUGCUAUCGAGUUUUCGAACACACUCGUACCUGUAUGUUAAAAAAUGUUUGGUUUAAUAAAAGACUAAUGUAUAUAAUAUUUCAGUUUACGUGUAUCCUGGUCUGUAAUUUAUUGUAGUUGCACCCCGCCUUAAAGGUUCGUGUCUAUUGUUUAUUUGGUAGUACCCUAUGUACGGUGAUAUGUGAUCUAGACUAGAAACAUGUUGUUAUACUAAUGACGGAGAGAAUGAUUAUUUUGACUGCGAUCGAGAUGGGAUUAUAUUUUGUGUACGCGAGAGUUGUCUUGUAGUUAGGAGACGAAUAAUAUCUCAGGCUGUGAUUGGUCGCAAUGACAAUGAGAAAAUGACGAGUUGUGUGUGUCAGCAGCAGCCGGCGUGUACGUGCCGCGUGAGCUGUGACCACGCAGCGUUGUACAGUUACAUGUCACCCCUGUGGAGGAUCCUUUACUUCCGUAUCCCGAAGCCUUACUCUGUUAUUACAUAUGAAAUAAAGUGUAACCAAUAACUUCAAUUAUGUCGCAUCUAAAGAAUGUGCAUAUUUAAUUUUAUAAUUAUGGUGAAACCUAUUAUUUGCGCAAAUUUUAUGAUGGGCAAUGUUAGUUAAGUAUGACUUUCAAUACAAUUGUUUUAAAUAUAAUAGUUGCAUUCAGUAACAGAGUUGUAGGAACUCUGUAUAUAGUACCCAUUGCCAAAGCUUGGUUUACAUUAAUUAAGGCGAAGUGUUGAAUUUUGUAGUUACUAUUUAUUUAUUUCAUCCGUGCUGUUGGUAGUUAUAACGAUUAUUUAUUUUAAUUUGUUAACCUGGAAAGGGCAAUAAACUGACUUUUAUUAUAU
Molecule: messenger RNA, 14572 nt
Organism: Pectinophora gossypiella (pink bollworm)
Lineage: Eukaryota; Metazoa; Arthropoda; Insecta; Lepidoptera; Gelechiidae
Gene: Vps13D
Product: intermembrane lipid transfer protein Vps13D
Exons: 70
Coding region: 282-12899 (4205 amino acids)
Biological process (GO): mitochondrion organization; protein retention in Golgi apparatus; protein targeting to vacuole
Cellular component (GO): extrinsic component of membrane
Source: RefSeq, a predicted model, not a curated record